GGCGGAGCGCGGCGGCUGCUGGGGGCCGGGGGAAGCCGCUGCGAGGAAACGAAACUGGGGCCGAGCCGGCUGACAGCAGAGCAGGAGCAGGGAGCCGCUGUCCCGCCACGCCGUCCCGUCCCGUCCCCAGCCAGGCGGUUGUGCCGAAAUGGCAGAAUAUUAUGUUAAGCCACAGUUGUACAAGGGAAAACUUCAUGAAUAUUGUCAAAAGAAUAAAUUACAACUUGAGUAUAAGGAUGUCAAAGUGGAAGGCCCUCCUCAUGAUCGUGUGUUCACUGUCAUGGUUGUAAUAGGUGACAGAGAGUAUCCUGUAGCUACAGGUAAAAACAAGAAAGAGGCAAAAGAAGAGGCCGCAAAGGCAGCAUGGGAUAGCAUAACACAAGAAAAUCAAACUAAACAGGCUUCGCUCCCACAAACUCCGCAGCCGCAACCGCCGAAACCAUCGCCGCCACCACCACCACUGCCAAUAGCGCCUUCAUCAGACACAUUGGAAGAGAUACAACCACUUGACUAUAUCUCCAUGCUUACCAAAUAUGGACUAAAACAUAACAUAAAGAUUGACUAUAAAUUAGAAGAUGAAUCUGGACCCCCCCAUAAAAAAAUAUUUUCUUAUAGCUGUAAAAUUGGUGAUAAGAUUUAUGGUGAAGGCACUGGAAAUGAUAAAAAAGCUGCAAAACAGGCUGCUGCAAAACUUGCAUAUAAGCAGUUAGGAGCUCAAGAAACGUCCAGGGCAGGGAAACACGCAGCUGUUGCCAGUUCUGCAAAUAGUCUACUUAGUAAUUCUAGUGGAAUAUCAAGCUGGUCAUCUGAAAAUGGUACUGAUUCUGCAUCUAAAAAUAGAAAUUCAGAUGGGAGCUUGGUAAAUAAAAUGAAUGACCUGAAAGUAGGUGAAGAUUGUUCAUCAUCAUCUUGGGCAACUCCCAAAAAUGCUGCCAUGAAACCUAAGAGAAGAGAGAUCGCAACUAAAUUGGCACCCUCAUUCUCAGAUCCGAAGGCCAAGUACACUAAGGAUGAAAGACUUAUCAAGGAUUUUGAAGAGAUAGAGCCAAUUGGCAGCGGUGGAUUUGGGAAUGUUUUCAAAGCAAAAAAAAUUAUUGAUAAGAAGAACUAUGCUAUCAAAAGAGUCAUGUGUAGCGAUAAAGUACAGCGUGAGGUACAAGCACUAGCAGAACUUGAGCAUGAAAACAUCAUACGCUAUUAUACCUCUUGGACUGGGAAAGACUAUCUCAAUUUUGAGAAUAGUUCAAGCCUUUCAAGACCGAGGCCAGAUUUGCUAUGUGAUUGCCUUUUUAUCCAAAUGGAAUUCUGUGAGAAAGGAACACUGGGUGACUGGAUUGAGUGUAGGAGAGGGAAGGAAAAUUACCAGACUGAGUCUCUCAUCAAAUUUAGACAAAUAGUGACAGGAGUGGAAUAUAUUCAUUCUAAAGGGUUUAUUCACAGAGACCUCAAGCCCCACAACAUAUUCAUAUCUAGUGAAGAUAAAAUAAAAAUAGGUGACUUUGGACUUGUAACUUCAAUGACAGAUGACCUACGGACAACAGAAAAAGGAACAAGAUCAUAUAUGAGCCCAGAACAGGUUGGAGACAAAUAUGGACAGGAAGUGGAUAUAUUUGCACUAGGAUUAAUUCUCUUUGAAAUUCUUUGGAUAUUUUCCACUGGCAGUGAAAAAAUUAAGGGCAAGAAUAAGGGAGGGGAGAAAAAAGAGAAGGAGUGGCACAAAAUAAGAGACUGUGUACUUCCAGAGGAGUUCAGCAAGAAAUUUCCGUUAGAGAAAUACAUAAUUGAGCAAUUGCUCUCAAAAGACGCUGCAAAGAGACCUCCAGCAUCUGGUGUACUGAAGCUUUUGAAGCUUGUUGCUAAAAAGAACCUAAACAACGCACAUACAUGUUAGACUGCCUAUCUAAAGGAACAACAUAAGCUCUGUUUCGGUCCAGAAUUUGACACCCCUCGCCCCCUUAAAAUUGCUGAAACGUGACAAACGUAUUUGGAAUCUUAAGUUCAAUCCUAUUAUCCUUCACAAAACCAGGCUUUACAGGGGGAUCUUUGCAGGGAUUGGGGGCAUGAAAGCCUCUUCUUGUGACCCAGAACAUCAGUAUAAAUUUCUUCUUACACCCCAUAGUCUGAAGCCUUGUGCCCCUGCCCUUUCUCACCUGUGGGCAGGUGGUGGGUGUCAUGUUUUAUAGGUGGAUCAGCAGUCAUGGACCCAUAGUUAUUUUCAUCCACUGCUGUGGAAGGAACCACUGUGCAGUAUUAGACCAUGGUACUUCCUGGGGUGGAGAGGUCUGGACAAUAGAAUGUCAGCAGGUCUGGUGCAGAGGGCCUCUUAUUUCCAUAAGUAUGAAGAAGGCAGGAUUUGACAUUUUAUACUUAGGUUUGCUGCUGCCUGCUGUUUUAAAUCUUUUGCUGUCUCCCAGCAAUAACCAUUUAUUUUUAUGUCACCUAGAAAUAUUGUGGGUUUUUUUUACAGUAGGAAAUUUUAGGAAAAAUUGCCACUUCUGGCAGUAUGGGUGGAAGUGCUAGGGCUGGGUUCACAAGAGGGACUUGGGUGCCUAGUGUAGCAGUUAGGCACCUAAGUCCAACAUUUAGGCACCACUUGCACUCACAAAAUCACUGGUCAGCUGCCAUCUAACCCUGUAGGCCCCUAAAGUCCCAAGGUGACUGAGUUUCUACUGGUGAAGUCCCAGAGGUUUCCAACUUUUUGUGGCUGGAUAUGCUCACCCAGGAUGGGGAAACCUGGGGUCAAAUCUCUAUUCUGCUGCGUCCUUCCACCUCCCAUGAGAGUAUCCAAACCACUGGUUUCAAUCUCUUGUUGAAGCUGCUCCACUUUAUAGUGGAUAAUGAAAUAUUCAUGGGGCCAGAGAAAGAGUGUGAGUGAUUCUAGUGGUUACGUCGGUCUGCUGGGAGGUAGGAGACCCAAGUUCAAGUCCCUUCUUCACAUCAGGCAGUGUAGAGAUUUGAACCCAGAUCUCCCACAUCCUGUGUGAGGGCUCUAACUGCUGUGCUAUGGGGUAAUGCUCCUUUGUGGUUUUUCAUGAAAAAUGACUAACCUGGCUUAGGUGUCUAACUCCAGGAGAAAGGUGUGAAUCCGAAGUGGAGGUAGGUGUCUUCCUCUAGUUGGGAUUUAGGCUCUCAACUCCCUUAAGCCCCUGGGAGGCCACAAACAGCUUUCAGGGGGUUCACCAAGCGGGGCCAGAGCCAGGGGCUGAAGCAUGGGGCCUGGAGCCCACCACGCGGGGUAUGGUGCUCCAGGCAACUGCCCUGCUUGCUAUCUCCUAAUGCCAUCUCUGGUUUUUAUAUGCAGAAAACCAGUUAUUGUGGGCCGUGGAGUUAUUGUGGGCCGUGGAGUUUUUCUAGCGUUUUGUGGUGGUGUCAGAAAGAAAAAGGUUGAGAAUCCCUAGCAAAGGCCACAUCACUCUCCACAGCAUUUCCACCUAAGCUAGCUAGUAGGCUGAGUGGGCUGGCUUUUGUGAAUCCCAUUCUAACUUUCCCCAUGCACUGUACAGAAAGCCUGGGUGCCUGACUCAGGACUGUGAAUUCCACUAAGGGGCAGGACACCUAAAAGUCCCCUUUGUGAAUAUAUAGCCUCUCAUGUAGAGAAGGUUCGUGUGUCUUUAUUACUGUCUAACACUGUGGGAAAAUAACUGAAGUCUUCUCUAGACAAGGUCUGUGCUGUGUGCUCUUCCCUGGCCAAUUGGUAUCUACAUAUAAUUAGCAAUAGCUAAUAUGCUUGUUGCUGGCACAUGGACCAAAAUAUUUGUUAAAGCACCUUUUUAAGUUGUUUUUUAUUACAUUAAUAUAAUAAAUUUCACUCCACUUAAAAACACCAGACAAGUUAAUGUUUGCCAAAUAGAAAAUGAUAAAAUUUGGUAAGAAAGCAUUAGAAACGUUAUACGUACUUGAAGAUUGCAAGCUUUUGGGUUUUUCUGUCUUUAUAUCGGAAUGUUAAAUUAUUAGCCAAUUGCUGGUGCUGUAUAAAUAAUGCUAAUAUGAUGAGGGUGUUUCAAACAAUGAAGAACUUAAAACUAUUUAGGCUCUUAAAGAAUGUGUCCCUUUGAGAAUUAAAGCUCAGUUUAAUGAUUCACUUUAUAGAAACCAGGUGUCACAAUGAGUUAACACAGCAGUUUUCAAACUUUUUGAGCUGAGCCCUCCCUUUGAGUUACAAUUUUUGGUUGUAGCCCCCAAACCCAGACACAAAAAGAGGCACGUCGGGGUAGAGAUGGGACUUCCUCUUCAAGCUCCACCACUUGCCUUCUCCCCCUCUCCCAAAUAUUCCUCCGCACCUCCACAGUUUGAGAACUGAGUUAACAGAUAAGAUCUGUUUUUGGUCUUUUGAAGAUAGGGAUUUGUCUCUGAAAUGUAAGUCCACAUCCUACCCAAGUCAGCUGUGUCGAUUGCUUGGGCUCCACAAUGUUCCCUCAGUAGUAGCCUUAUAGUAAUUAUGUGGUCUUCAAUCUCCGUCCACUUCCCAGGAGAAGAGUCAGUGACACCACCUCACUCCCCCAUUUUAUAUGUAUACCACAUGGAGACAGGGAUGCUGGAACAGUUUGUAGAGGGGGGGGGGCGCUAAGAGCCAUUGAACCAAACUGUAAACUCUGUAUAUGAUGGAAACCACUUCAAGCCAGGGGGUGCUGCAGCACCCCCAGCACUCCUAGUUCCAGCACCUCUGCAUGGAUAUGAGUUGUGGUGAGGCAGGUGCCGCAGACCAAGUGGUUGUGGAGGGUGCUAUCAAUAAGAGGCCAAGGGACCUUUAGAGCAAGGAAGCAAUCUCCAAUAAGUUGUGGAGAGAGGGAGAGCAAGCCCAGUAAAUAUCCUCUCCUCCCUGCCCUCCCAAUCUUUCUCUCUUCCCCCCGGAUACCAACCCUGUCCUAGAGGUGCCCAAUUUCUGAGCCUUUCACUUGGCUCUGCAGCUUCACACUCUCAUCCCCUGUAAGAUUAAGGGGUUCAGUUGAAUCUUUAACAUUUGGUUGCAUAGUUCAGGCACUUUAGAUUUUUGGGGGGCAUGUUUUAAUAGAAAAGUCUUGGCUGUGCUUAUAAAAAGCAGUUGGAGGUAGGAAUCAGGCGGUCAUAGGCAUUUUUAAUGCUUUCAUCACUGCAACAUAUUAGUGCCAAAGGGUAGCAUAACCAUUCUUUAAAAGCUGUUCUUAGAAAAUAAGGCCCUAGUCUUGCAGUGAGCAGGGAUAGAAUCACAGAACUGGAUCUGCCUGCUGACAUCCUUGUGCCGAUGUAGGGACCCAUUGGUCCACCUACACAGAGCUCAUUGCAAAAAUAGGGCCCAAAUUUAUAAUAUUAUGUUUGUAGAUAGCUAUUCUGAUUCUUAGAAACGGUGAAUAAAGUCAUAAUUUUUGUUCUUAUACUGAUCAAGUAUUAGCAUUGCCUGGCUUUCUAUUAGAAUGAACAGUACGCCUUAAAAAAAUCCCAACCACUGCAGGAAAGCACAUGUGUUCCUAAGUUUGUGCUCUCUGAGGUAGGGAAAUUUGGUGCUGGCCUGCUGCUACUGUUCAGAUUUAUAUAAAUUCUAAACUUGUGGUGGAUUCUUCUGUAACGAAUGAGAAUAAAUGUAAGCUUUUGCUCUUUUUUUUUUUUUUUGAGGUGAAUGUAAGUGCUUCGUUCCCUAUUAAAACAAAUGUUUGACAU
This is a messenger RNA of Mauremys mutica (yellowpond turtle), 5634 nucleotides long. It is a transcript of the gene EIF2AK2, whose product is annotated as eukaryotic translation initiation factor 2 alpha kinase 2. NCBI's taxonomy places the organism in Eukaryota, Metazoa, Chordata, Testudines, Geoemydidae. The coding region runs from base 149 to 1891 and encodes 580 amino acids. Gene Ontology annotation, biological process: protein phosphorylation. The transcript is spliced from 17 exons. The record is from RefSeq and is a predicted model, not a curated record. Gene Ontology annotation, molecular function: ATP binding; protein kinase activity.